Symbiodinium sp. CCMP2592 is the source of this 5619-nucleotide messenger RNA. The record is from the annotation of a GenBank genome assembly. Lineage: Eukaryota; Dinophyceae; Suessiales; Symbiodiniaceae.
AUGGUGGGUAAGGCCAAACAGGCUUCUCCAUCGGCGGCUUCGCGCCCACGCUCUUCUAGGAGUGCUCUGGCUGGCCAUUCUCGCCCUCGGGCGAAGCCUAAGGUGCCGACCAGGAACAGGACGGAAGCUGCUUCCCCCAAGGUGGCAGCCAAGAAGGCUUCGGCAAAGAAGGCCUCUGCAAAGUCUUCCUCCAAGCCUUCCGCUAAGCCUUCGUCCAGGCCUCGUAGACGACCGGCAGCUACUGCUCCUUGCUGCUCUUCAGACACUACUUCAUCGGACAGUUCCUCAUCGGACACCUCCAGCACAAGCACAGUGGCAACCAGCCCCAGUUUCAGCUUGGGGCGUGACAGUGACAGUAUGCAAGCCUUGGCGCCUCCCAUUGAACCACCUGACCCAAUGGAAGAUGUGGUUGUCGAGCAGUAUGGCUUUGCUACUGCCUUUGCCGAAGCCUUCGGCAGGGCUGUUGGUAGGCAGGUUCCGCCCUCUGUUGUCCACGACGAGGUGGAUAGCGAUGAGAUUACUGAGCUCUCCCUUGAUCCAGCAAAGCCCGUCACUGAGACUGUUCCGGGUAUCACGACAGCAUCUGCCUCUCAGUCAGCCUGGGAUACACCAGCUGCUGCGGCACCUGCCGCCUGCACACGCAAGACCAUGGCUGUGGCCAAAAUGUUGGUGCGAGCCAAGCUGCGAUGUCCCCAGUGUUACGGCUAUCUUCGAGGAUGCAAAACGGGCUGCACGGGCGUGGCUCCCUUUGACCAGGCCAUGGUGGCUGCCAUUUCCUUCAGGUGCGAUCCGCAUGCUCGCCAGUUCCGCUUUAGCACAAGUGCCGUCACAUCCCAUUGCCAGUCACGACGAGCAAUGAGCCCUGCCGGUCCCAAGUCCGGCACGAGUUCCCGACUGCACCUCAGCCCUUACUGGCUUGGGGUUCUUAUUUUCAUGACUCUUGCAUUAGGAACUCGAGGAGCGAGGGUUGCCGAGGCUGUCGCAACCUCGGCGGGAGCAGGCCAUCAGCUCCCAGCAGGUCCCACUACACCUGCGAAGCACAGCGACGUGCAGGUGCCACUGUCAGGACCCCGGAAAAGGGCCUUUCGCAGAGCCCAAAACCGGGCCACACGAGACGGUGCCACUUGGUACCGAGGACGUUGGUUCACCAAAAAGCAACUACAAGCAGCAGGCUCCUCACCAUCGCAUCCCAAAUCAGUCAGACCGCGCCCUGCUGCCAGGUCAUCGUUCCCUUGCAAGCUUCCGGCGUGGCCGCCAGCCGCAGAUGAUGCAGGAGCGACCUUUCGCAAAAGCCCACAACAACUGUGUGUCUUUAGUCUUAACAUCGGCAGUUUGACUGCCGAAGUAUACGACGAGUUCUGUCGCUGGCUUCAGCUUCCGAGCACCCUAGCCACAAUUGACGUGAUCUUCCUCCAGGAGACCUGGAGGGGCUCCAGCGAUUAUGUGAUACCUGGCUGGUGCUGGCUCACGUCAGGCCAGAAACCCCUGCCGGGGCAGGGGGUAGCGAUCUUAAUCAACCGCCGGCUGGUUGACCCAGCCCUCAUCAGGUAUAGAGAAGUACGCAUUGGAAGAAUUCUCCAUGUGCAGAUCCCCCUUUGCAACGAGCCUCAAGGCCGACUUCUUAACCUGAUUUGUGUUUACAUACCUGCAAAAAUUUCUGAAUCCAAACAGGUCUAUGAAAAACGGGCGGCGAUUUGGAAUGCCCUAGACGCUCUUGUGCAGGCCCUUCCCAGCAGACACUUCAUGUACCUUGCUGGUGAUUUCAACACCGAUUUGCUUCAGGAGCAUCCUUAUGUUGGAGUGACACACACCCACAAGGGCAAAGAACGUGCGGUUGCCCAAGAUCAGCACAUUUUUCAAAAUCUCCUUCGGACACAUGGCUUGCGAGCACUCAAUUCGUGGGACAAUCAAAGUACUUAUGUCGACCCACAUGGUCCUGCCUCUAGGGUGGACUUUGUCCUUGCGAGAACCAUGCAGGCCACGGGUUGUCCCGUCACCGCAUAUGCCUCUUUUUGUCGCUUCCGGGAUCGUACUCCAGCCAAGCUUGCCAUUGAUCAGGAUGCUUUGUGCCGGGCCUGUCGCCCCGGCCCUGAGCAUGAGAUACUUCGCCAGGCCUUUGCUGCCAAGCAACACCUUUUUACAGCUGAUUUGCUACCCUCCCAAGCGGAGGCUGAGCUUCGCAACAUCUGUGUCAAGGCUUUUCCUUUGCAGCGAAAUCGAACCAUUGCUCUGCAGUGGCAAAACCCGGAGGUUGGUCAGGAUUUGUCUCUCACUUGGCAACUGCGUCGCAGCCUCAAGCAGCAAGCCGCCUUUUGGCCGCGACGCGAACAUUGGCAAGCACAGCUUUCGGAGGCGGAGCAAGCAAGCAAAGCUGGCAACCCGCUGAAAUUCUUUCAAGUUGUGCAGAGGCUGGCACCCAAGCGAGCACAUGCACGAGUUCAGAUCCGUGAUCCCAAGGGUCAGAUCCUCACUCCAGCCUUGGAAGACAAAGCCCUUGCAGACUACUGGCAAGGUAUCUACUCCAGCACCAGUCUGCCUUAUCAGGCUGUUUGUCUUCGUGAGCCACUCCUUGUUACCCAGCAGGAGCUCCAUGAUGCUCUCCGAGGCCUCAAACAACGAAAAGCUGUAGCCAAAGAUUUGGCUCCGGCUGCUGUCUGGAAGGCCCUUGCCUCUCUUCUGUCUUGCUAUCUGAAUGCCGUGCUGAGCAAAAUCUGGCAGCCUGGUCCGCUUCACAUUCCAUCUGUUUGGGCAAGGUCGGAUCUACAUUUUCUCUUGAAGCCUCAAAAAGUCACGCGACGGCCGCAGGAUUUGCGCCCAAUUGCCCUCCAAUCGGCGGCGGCAAAGGCAGUCCUGACAGUCUUUAAGCAACGCUUGCAGCCCAGCUUCUUGGAGGCUAUGCGCACCCUCCCUCAGUAUGCCUACGUGAUGGGAAGGUCCACUCACGAGGCUAUCUCGCGGGUAGCGGCACAUUGCAAGGAAGUCCGUGACUUGCUCAGGUCUCAAAGCUUGACGGUUUUCGAUCGAUUUGAAGGUGCACGUUACACCCCGUGUAUUGGUGGGGCCCAACUUGGGCUCGAUCUGUCGAAAGCUUUCGACCUUUUGCCCCGAAGGACCUUGCAGCUCUUGCUGCAAGACACAGACCUUUCUCUUGAAGAACAGCAGGUUCUACUUGAAUGGCAUCAGGCCGGCAAGUAUAGGAUACAUAGCAAGGGCAACGAGCAUCCGGUCUUUGUUCGGCUUGAAUGUGGGGUUAGGCAGGGAUGCGUGUUGUCUCCUUUCUUGUGGGGGUUGUUCACAAAGCACAUUCAAAAACGCCUUGAUGAGGCCAACGGCCCAGGAUGGACUGCCCGGCGUGGCACUCUCUUUGCGGAUGAUAUGCAUUUUAAAUGGGUUUUCCGCACAGAGGCUGAAUUGCAUAGCAUCCGUCUUGAGGUUCUCAACAUCUUUCGCAUACUGCGUGAGCUUGGAAUGCAGGCCAACCCCGAUAAAAGUACCUUUAUCAUAGGUGCCAGAGGACAGCAAGCGCGAAAGUGGGUGAAACGCUGGGUCCGCAAGGACUCCGACGGUCGCAAGCAGUUCCAUUUUGGAGGUGCCAAACAAGAUAGAGUCCCAGUGGCCAGUCAGCUUACCUAUCUUGGAGUUGUUCUCUCUUAUCGGAAUUUUGAGUUGGCGACUGCUAACCAUAGGAUAGGGGUAGCCGCAGGCCAUCGUGAUCGGCUCCGCCGAAUUUUGCAUGCCAGACGUGUGCUCAGUGUGGGGCAUCGCCUCCGAUUGUGGCGCAUUAUGGUGCAGACGUCGCAGUUAUAUGCUGUUGAAGCUGUUGGCCUGACCGCUGAGACGGCCAAGCUCCUUCACAUCCAGACUAUGCGGCAUAUGCGAGCGAUUAUUGGCUCUGCCAGGCACGUGGAUGGGGAUUCGGAUCAGCUUUUCAUGCUUAAGCAUUGCAUUCCUGAUUGUGUAGAGCUGGUUAAGACAAAGUGUGACGCUUUUUGCCAACGAUUGGCACGAACUGAGCUUGAGAUCCCAUGCUUUGGUGCCGAGGGCAUUUUGCAAUGGGCACAGUUUGUGCGGGACUCACUGCCGCCACCCUACAUUGCCAAGCCUCGGUCUCAGCCGACUCCUGCAUCUUCAGCCUCUGUACCCACCCCCGUCCCUGAGGAUUCGGCACCCAGUGCUCAUCCCAAGCCUGUACCAUUGCCUCCGCUGUCCAGUGAGCGUGCUGUUGCUGGUGCAGUCGUUGCUUCUGCACCCUCUGCUCCUACAAUGGCCCCGUCCUCGGGACCACCAGCACCCUCUAAGCCCGAGAACGGCUUCUCUUGCGCGAUCUGUGAUCAGGUCUUCUCUAACCUACACGAUCUCAAGACACAUGAGGGCAAGGCCCACAAGAAGGUCCGGGAUAAAAUUGCCCAAGUUCAGCACACUGAGCAUGGCUACAACGGCUUUCCCAUAUGCAGGCACUGUGGUGACAAAUUCUCCAAAUGGAGUGCGCUUACAAGGCAUGUUACCAGGCAGGGCUGCCCUGCCCUUGAACGUGGUGAGCCGGAAGCAUAUGCAAAGUCGCAGGCUGAGGCUAUGGUGACGCCCCACGUGCAAAGGCCACACAUUAUGCAAGCCAUACGUGAAAAUGGCUGGGAAUCGCUCUUGACCAAUGCUGAUCUGUGUGUCGACCUCAAGCAACGGUGUGCCUUGUGCUAUCAAUGGGAUCCAGUGCUUCAAGAGAAGCAGCUGUGGGGGCAUCUUCUGCCCUCCCUGGAGGAGGCGGUUCAGGAUUGGCCAAUGAAUCACGACGACAGCAAAGGGGACAAGCCAUCGGAGACAAAGUCGAAGGACCUGAACAAGCGCCGUCGAACAAACGACAAUCCAAGCUUCAGUUCGGACAAGCAAGAUCGCAAGGGCAAAGGCAAGGGCAAGGCCAAAUCCUCGAAGGAUGCAAGCAAGAUGGAACUGAAGGAGGCGGUUCAGCUUAUGGCGGCCAUGACUCUGCAGCUAGUGGAUCAGGCGAGCAGGGUUCAGCUGGACACAAGCUUUCUACUUACCAUGAAGAACGAGCCGGGUCCGGAAAACUUGUUACCCAUCAUGUACAAGGUGUGGAAAGCCUGGAAAACCAUGCAAGAACAGGAGCCAAGCAAGCUGGACAAACCUCUUCGUUGCAGUAUGAUGAUCUCCAUGCUUCUGGAAAUCAAGGCCAGAGCCAAAAAGCUGCUGGACGACUCCGAGCAGCAGGAACGCAUGAAGGCUCUCGAGUGGAUCGACUCCGAGGGUCGAUGGGUCUAUCGCAAAUGGUCUCCAACUCAGGAGGCUCUGUACCUCGAUCAGUCCAGGAAGCCGAUUCCUCAAACAGUAUUCAUCGAGCAGCUGGAUCAGGCCAUGACUUUGCUUGUACGUCCGGAAAACAUGCCGAGAUUUCAGUCGAGGGAACUGGCCCCGGAGAUGAAGGGCUACGCGGUGACCUUUCAUGUGGACAUCGGGCUCCGCUCGGAAGCAGAGCCUCUGUGGCAGAUUUUCAACACAUGGGUGGACCUCCAGGCCUGGGUGUUGGGGGCGGUGAGAAUUCGGCCCCAUCGGCUGAAGCGACCGCCCGCGGCCGAUCGUCUAUCGGUCUGGCUUGGCAAUCACUGA